GGAAGAAGUGAGUUUGUAAGAUUGUCUGUGGGCGAAAAAACAAUCAGUGUCCACCACAGACGAGAACAUCAUAAUCAUGUCAGUCCCGACUGCUGCCGUGUCCUCGUCGUCGAGGAUUGCAUCGAGUGCAUGCACACCAGCAGCAUCUUCAAGUUCUUUUUUGGGAUGGGCUACAAAUGCGUUGAAGGCGGUCGUGGGGUCGUCAAGGCUAGGUGGAGUCUCACAGGAUGGGAGGCAAAAAGGCAUAGGUACACCAUCACCACCUGUCGGUAGAACCAGAAAACCGGCGAGGACUAACAUCAUAGGCAGGAUAAAAGAAAGCUGCAGUAGUCUUAGACCGAAUUCCGGUGCCGGGUCAAAUCUGUCCUCCUGCUCCUCUACAACUUCUAUAUCAUCGUCACGAGCUACUACAAAGAUCAUGCACCCCACACGUGAAGCAACCUGGCGUAGUAUCAGACGAACGCGUAUGCGUGACGCUUUGUGGAAGCGGCUACAUUCAGUUAAGGGUAGCAGGCUAAACGUGUUGUUAAUUUGUCUUUCCUAAGGGAGACAUGCAUAUGCAUAACAAACGGGAUUAUACAGAAACACCAAAGCCCACCUUUAAUUCAGCUUUUGACCCAGAUACCAUGGAACGGCGAAUCAUCAGGACUCAUCCUCAUAUGCUCAACUUUUUGAAUGUUUGGGUGGACUAUGAGAUGGACACUAUGGACCAGAGAAGAAACCGGAAUCCUGGCUUUGAAGAUGACGAAAACCUAAUUCCUGCAGUGCCGGAAGAAGUGAGGGAGGGUUUGGAAGGUAUUGCUAGGACACGACUAUGUAGUAUAGCGUCUACUAAGAAUAAACUGUGUAUGAUCUUCUGUAACUUCAAUAAACCGCACAUCAAAUUUUUGAUCUGCGUUCCAAAUUUUUCCAGCUUUCCUCACCUCCGACGAGCAGGCCCCUCAACCGCAAAUGUGUGCGGACGAGAGGUCGAAACUUCGCUUCCUGCUCCAACGGCUCGUGAGCGGCGACCCCCUCUCCCGUGGCCCAGCGCACUUUCCCUCUACUUAUCUCAGACUAGGACCCCAAUACCCCUUCCAGCCAGGGCAUUAUCUGGCUUUACAGAAGCGUGCAGGCUCAUUGAAGGGCCACGAACUGACGAAGAGGAUACAUUUGAAGGGGUUGGACAUGGAUGAGAAUGGAGUGGCGAUCACGAGAGCUGGGGAGGAUGGUGGAGAAGGCAGAGCAGGAGAGGAUGGACAUCAAGAAACAGCCCUCCAUAUUCCAAAACGGCGUAGAGAACCUGAUUUGUGGAGAGACGGUUGUUUUGAUCAAGAAGACUUUCUAUGUGAUCGAAAGAGGUGGUAUGCUAAUGGUUAAGCUUACGCUCUAUCAAUUACGGCCGCUCGGCAAAAAAUGCUUUUUCCAGAUUUCAUGGUGCCAUUGCAGAUUAAAAUGUUGCUUCUACCUUUCGCUUGAU
Messenger RNA from Amoebophrya sp. A25, 1459 nucleotides. Lineage: Eukaryota; Dinophyceae; Syndiniales; Amoebophryaceae. The record is from the annotation of a GenBank genome assembly.